Dermacentor andersoni is the source of this 749-nucleotide messenger RNA. The record is from RefSeq and is a predicted model, not a curated record. NCBI's taxonomy places the organism in Eukaryota, Metazoa, Arthropoda, Arachnida, Ixodida, Ixodidae.
CGUCGCAGAUAACAGAAUGCUGGUGAAGUCUUCCAUCGGACUGUUUUUAUUCCUCGCUACUGCACGACAAGGUGCCAGCGAAAUGGUCAACCUCACCGCAACAGCUGAGUCAUACCUCAACGUAACCGUCAGGUACGGCUGGAAAUCCUGGGGCCUUGAUGGAAAUUACGAGUACUGGACGCGCCACCACUACAGCGACAAUGAGCAUCCAAUUUUUGGCACUGUUGACAAAUUUCAGCAAGACGCUUCUUGCAAAGUUCAUAAAAAGAACAAAAAUAGAGUUUGUAACGAGAAGUUCAUUUGGGAUAUUAAGAAUGGCAUAUGGAGUCCCUUUGAACUCUUAGUCAAUGUUACUGCUCACCUGAUAAACGGAAGCUCGGAAACUUUUCAGCUGGACUUGAACAAUGCAACAACAAUUGAGAAAUCACAAAGGCUGGACUUGCAGGAAACGAAAGUAGCGACGACUAAGCGCAAGAAAUGUCGUUUCCUUGCAGAAGUUACAUUCAAUGGGUCGUUUGCAUAUAAAGUGAUGGAAAGAAGGGGAGAUAUGCCUGAUUACUUCGCUGUAGGUAUCGGCAAACUGAACAACUUAACAAUGGGACUGCAAGGCGAUGGUCAUGAGAUCUUAAGAUACAAUAUUACAGGCAUAUUUAAACACGUAUUAAAAUGCACUAAUCGAACUACGGAGGGAAAACCAACACCAAGGAAUGAAGUGAUGCCAAGAAACUGAAAUAAACCUUUUAUGGGAA